Hyposmocoma kahamanoa is the source of this 1828-nucleotide messenger RNA. RefSeq names its product zinc finger protein 32-like. Lineage: Eukaryota; Metazoa; Arthropoda; Insecta; Lepidoptera; Cosmopterigidae. Gene Ontology annotation, cellular component: nucleus. The record is from RefSeq and is a predicted model, not a curated record. The transcript has a single exon. The coding region runs from base 4 to 1329 and encodes 441 amino acids. Gene Ontology annotation, molecular function: DNA-binding transcription factor activity; RNA polymerase II cis-regulatory region sequence-specific DNA binding; zinc ion binding. Gene Ontology annotation, biological process: regulation of transcription by RNA polymerase II.
AUAAUGUACUGCUGCUCAAAAGUAAGCAUAGGUGAAGACGAUGGCUUACCGGCGUUCAUUUGUGCGAACUGCGAAGAGGAGCUCGGGGCGGCGUUUCGCUUCGUCGCUAAAUGCGAAGCCACCGACAAGACUUUUCGUUCUUUGAUGGCAUGGUCUCAUUAUCCAGAUACGGUUUUGCCAGUUCUCAAACACGAAACCAAAAUCGAAGUAAAAGAAGAAGAUAUCUGCAGCACCGAUCUCGACCAUAAGUACGACGAUGUACCUGAUGAUGACGCACCUCUGGAGCUUCUGCCGAUCCAUCAAUUGAAACUAGAAUCUAGAACUGUAAAACAUUCAAAAAAAUCAUAUAAGAAACAUGUCAAAUACAAGAAUACCGGACCACAUAGAUGCUUAGUUUGCGGGCGCGAGUGCGCUUCGCCGUCGGCUUUGGCUGUCCACAUGCGCUAUCACACUGGCGAGGCCCCUUACUGCUGCUCCUCCUGCGAUAAGAAGUAUAAGGACCAGGGAAGUCUGAAGAGACACGUUGAUAGAAAUCACACUCAAAGGGAAAGAAAUUUUAUUUGUGAAACCUGUGGGAAAGGAUUUUUCUCUAAAAAUGAUGUUAAAAUUCAUAUGCGAAUCCACACUGGGGAAACUCCUUACUCGUGCAAUGAGUGUCCCCGGCAGUUCACACAAGUGAGCGCCAUGCUGCGCCACAAGAGAACUCACACUGGGGAGAAGCCUCACAAAUGCUCCAAGUGUUGCAAACAGUUCUCCACCAAGGAUCAACUCAAUUAUCACCAACUUUCUCAUUCAACUGAGAAAAGCUUAUCUUGUGCUAUUUGUAAUACACCUUUUAAAUACAAAAACAAUUUAAAAAAGCAUAUGUUAAUGCACACGGCUCCUAACAACUUUGUUUGCAAUCACUGCGGACGUACUUUUAAUUACAAAGGGAAUUUAAAAAUCCACAUUGAUCGUUCACAUUCAGAAAAAUCAGGAUUCUGCAAUAUUUGCUCUAAAAAUGUCUCCAACUAUGAAGUUCACACAUGGAGGCACACUGGUCAGAGACCUCUCAAAUGUGACACAUGUUCUAGUGGUUUCUUAGAUUUGAAAUCAUUGACUAAACACAUUAACUAUAGACACAAGAACCCUGACAAGUUUGAAUGUAGCUAUGAAGGGUGCAGCAUGAAGUUCCCAUCUCGGCCAAUGCUAGAAUUUCAUAUAGCAAAGCAACAUGAGCGACGUAUUUCAUUCCCCUGUGACCGAUGUUCUAGAGGUUUUUAUAGAAAGAAUGAUCUUGCACGGCACAAAUUGGGCACACACAAGGAGCGAUUGCAUACUGCAGUGUAAAAUAGUCAUCUAUUAACAUAUCUAGUCAGCUGCCAUUCUAUUUAAAACUUGUUUGUAAGCUUAGAUUCGGCUCACAUUGGAAUCAGGGCAGUAACGCAUUGCGAUUUGAAAGACUUAAGGCACAUAUUUUGUAGUUGUCAUUUUGCCGAAAUGGCUAUCAAAAUACAUAAUCCAUUUUACGAAAACUUUAAAGCCAAUAUAUUUUAAGAAUGAUAUCAAACCUGGAAAGAUAAAAUGUCUAAUGCAGGACAGCGAUUUAAAGUAAUUUUUUUAAGAAAAAAAUAAUAUCUAUUUUUAUUUAAGGAAAUCCAUAUGGCAAAAUUGAAAUUAGAUUGAAAUUGGUCUCCUGAAGUAUUUUCCAAGUGCUUUUAGACGGUUUUACCUUUCCAGCGUCAAAUAUGCAGUGCUUUUAUGACAAUAUAUAUUUAGUCCGAGAACACAAUGUUAGUCUUUCAAUGUGAGUUGGCCAAUUAACCAUAUAAUUUUAUGUUUAAUAUAA